AAUGCUAAUAUGUUUUUAUAUACAAGCAAUACAAUUUAAUUCUAAGAUUGGCUUUUUGUUCAAGAGAUAUCAUAGCUAUUUUAAAGUUUUUAUUCAAGGUCUAUCAGUUGCAUCCAGACCAACUUACUGUAUUAGGAUGGCUCCCAGGUACGAGAUUGCUGUGGGUCUCCACCGCGGUCAUAGAACUUCCAAAAUCGUUGUUGGAAAAAGUAAAGUUGACAAACGCCACAAGUUGAGGCCUGCUCGCCUCAAGGGGAAGCAAACCAAGCACACCAAGUUUGUUCGUGACCUGGUCCGUGAAGUGUGCGGCCAUGCUCCUUAUGAGAAGAGAGCCAUGGAGUUGCUGAAAGUAUCCAAGGAUAAGCGAGCUCUCAAGUUCCUUAAGAGGAGGCUGGGAACCCACAUCCGAGCCAAGAGGAAGCGAGAAGAACUGAGCAACAUUCUCACCCAGAUGAGGAAGCAACAGGCUCACGCUCCCAAAUAGGUUUACUUUAUUUAAUAAACUGUUUUACUUAAACAAA
This is a messenger RNA of Macrosteles quadrilineatus (aster leafhopper), 521 nucleotides long. RefSeq names its product 60S ribosomal protein L36-like. The transcript has 4 exons. The record is from RefSeq and is a predicted model, not a curated record. Gene Ontology annotation, molecular function: structural constituent of ribosome. Bases 2 to 484 code for a protein of 160 amino acids. Gene Ontology annotation, cellular component: ribosome; cytosolic large ribosomal subunit. Gene Ontology annotation, biological process: cytoplasmic translation. Lineage: Eukaryota; Metazoa; Arthropoda; Insecta; Hemiptera; Cicadellidae.